Messenger RNA from Seminavis robusta, 1338 nucleotides. NCBI's taxonomy places the organism in Eukaryota, Bacillariophyta, Bacillariophyceae, Naviculales, Naviculaceae. The record is from the annotation of a GenBank genome assembly.
AUGGUGUCUGAACUGAGCGCUAGACUGAUGCGGGGCCACAAUUACAAUGCCCCAACCAGUGCCUAUCAAACCAAGAAGAUCUUUGCCGAUUUGGCUGGCUGCCGAUCCAGCGCCGUGGUAAGUCCCAACGGAAGUCAACCUGACGAGCCCAUGACGAGUAUUACGGCGUGUACGGAGAAGCUCCAUCAGAUUUCCCAAGGAGGCCGUCGCAAGGUGAAUCCCCAUAAUGCGCAACAAGACCAAGGCUGCUUCAAGCGCCGCAAGAUUGACGAGCUGUCCUUUGCAGCCAGUCAUGUCAAGGAGGACUUGGCCAAGAGUGGCUUGCCCUUUCCCUCUCUCGAUGCGUCUUUGAGCCAUCACAUCGAUCUUGGAGAAAAGGCCACCAAGCAGGCCGUCAAGCGUGUCUGUGCCAAGUCGGUCGCGUCGUCUCCCUUUUUGACGAACGCCGUGGGCCCCAGCUGCAGCAAGGCAGCCACCAUGAUUGACUUUGGAAACCUCUUUGCGGCCACUUUCGACAGCUACGGAACUACCAAGAACCACUCCGGUACCACUGUCGUUAGCAGUGGUAGCUCCAUUUGUUCCGACAACAAGAGCAACAUCAGCAGUGACGGAGAUUCCAUUGUCAUUCCUGCUCGUCUCGAGGACGCAUUGCUUCAGAAGACCCAACGAGCUGCUUGCAAAGUUACCACUCCCGAAGAAGAUACCGCUGCUUCCGUGGCGACUGACUCUCAGCGCCGUGCUAUCUAUGCCAAUCCCAUCACCAUCCGUGAAGCUUUCGAGAAUAGCAACGAAGCCAGAUUGGUGACACUUUCCUUUGCUCCCUUUUUGGUGGUCCACGCCAAUCCUGCCUACACGGAAAAGACUGGCCUUUCCCCUGCCGAUAUCCUCGGAAAGCCCUUUCACGAGGUCAUCCAGGACAAGGUCCUCAAGGCAACCACUGCCAAGGCUUCUGCCUUGACCAGCUUGCACGAACAAGUCACCAGCUUGAAUCAGUAUCAUAAGGCAACUGCUGAUUCCAUGGACGCCCGCAUCAAGGUGGCUGUGGUCGGACCCGAGAACCAAAAGGGAAACAUGGACCGCAGCUACUUUUCGCACUACAUGGUCGCCUUGGUCGAGGAACAACCCGAAGCUCCUGCUGUCACGGACGAUGACUCGGCCGACAGCAGCAGUGGCGAGGAAGCCUCUCUCCAAGAUUCCGACAUGGCCAUGUUGGAAAGUGCCAUGGAUAGUGAUGAUGAUGAAGACGAUGUCAUUGAUGCUCUGGAGAUUCCUCCUCUUCCUCCCAUCUUGGAAGCCUCUAUUCCUGCCAUGCGCCUCCACUGUGGUGUCAUGGGCUAA